GUCAAUACAGACCUACAAAAAACAUAACAACCAAACAAAAUGUUCAAGUUGGUGGUAUUGUCUGCUUUGCUCGCCGUAGCUGCUGCUCGUCCCGGUCUCGUAGAGUCACCAGUAGUUUACUCUGCACCAGCAGCUGUUGCCGUACACGAACCUGCUUUGGCUAAAGUUGGUGCUGUUGUAAAGAGCAUUCCAACUGCUGUCUCCCAUCAAAGUCAAACAAUUGUACACAGCUCCGCACAUGUCGUUGAAGAUGUUGUUGCUCCUGUUGUGAAAACCACUGUGGCUGCUGCACCAGUUGUGCACACCGUUGCUGCUGCUCCUGUUGUAAAAACUGUAGCUGCUGAGCCUGUUGUACACUCAGUUGCUGCUGCUCCAGUCGUUCAUUCCGUUGCUGCUGCUCCAGUUGUACACUCCGUUGCCGCUGCUCCAGUUGUACACUCCGUUGCUGCUGCUCCAGUUGUACACUCCGUUGCUGCUGCUCCAGUUGUACACUCAGUUGCUGCUGCUCCAGUCGUACACUCAGUUGCUGCUGCUCCAGUCGUCCACUCUGUUGCUGCUGCUCCAUUCGUACAUGCUGUUUCUGGUCCCGUAGUUCACUCUACUUAUUCUGCUGUUUCACCAUUGACUUACGCUGCUGCUCCAGUUGCCACUUAUGCUGCCUCAUCUCCACUCACAUACACAGCCACUGGUAUAUGGUAAUUGC
Messenger RNA from Teleopsis dalmanni, 703 nucleotides. Its product is annotated as larval/pupal cuticle protein H1C-like. NCBI's taxonomy places the organism in Eukaryota, Metazoa, Arthropoda, Insecta, Diptera, Diopsidae. The coding region runs from base 40 to 699 and encodes 219 amino acids. The record is from RefSeq and is a predicted model, not a curated record. The transcript is spliced from 2 exons.